Molecule: messenger RNA, 2010 nt
Organism: Daucus carota subsp. sativus
Lineage: Eukaryota; Viridiplantae; Streptophyta; Magnoliopsida; Apiales; Apiaceae
Exons: 2
Coding region: 663-1754 (363 amino acids)
Source: RefSeq, a predicted model, not a curated record
AUAAAGCUUGCUCAUCAAGUUCUUCAACCUCAUCAAAAGUCCAUAUCACAGGUCUAAGCACCCUAUUAUGGUGGGUACGAUUCGAAGGAGAGUCAGAUCAAGAUCCAGCAUGCGGGUAUCGACCAGAAAAUUGGCAGCAACAUUUUGGAAAAUGAAUGAAAUGCCCUUGUCUGAGGUCAUGGAAAAGAAGGAAUUACAGAGUGAAAAUUUGAGCGUGGUGCUUUCGGCUUCAGUGUCUCAUUCAACUGAUCACGCUCCUGGUGUUUCUGUCUCUCGGAGAACGGAUAGGUUCAUACCUCGUAGUCAUCAGAGCAGGCUUUCUGAGUCGCUGGAACGCAAACAUUUGGAACCAACUGUUAGAGUAGUGGCUGAUGUGGAUCAGCGUAGUAGUGCAAGUUCGAUGGAGGUGAUAGAUAUUUAACUUACAUAGUAGUAAUUGUUAUUGUAACUCUAUGGCUCUUUGUUAGCUACUUGUUCAAAGUUUACUGCCUGUUUAACUGUUUCUGCAGACUGAAAUCAGUUAUCGAGCCCGGACUCCAAGAGAGCCCAUAGUUGGAUUCAGGACUCGUCUAAAGGAUGUUAAUAAUGCUUUAGUCACUUCGAAAGAGUUGCUGAAAAUUAUUGACCGCAAUUUGGCUCACAACGACCAACUCACAUCGUGCAUGUCUCUUGUCUCCGCCUUGCAUUCUGAGCUUGAAAGAGCUUGUCAGCAGGUAAAUCAACUCAUCAGAGAACAACAAGCGGUAGAAAUGGCUAUUGAGUCAAUUGCUGGUGAACUUAAAGCGGAGAGGAGGCUAAGGUACCAAUAUGAGAGCUUAAACAAUAAGCUCGAUAGGGAACUAAGUGAAACAAAAAUUACACUUACUAACAGAAUCAAAGAGCUAGCAAGCGACAACAAAGCAAGAAAGAGAACAGAGAAAGUGUGUCAUAAAUUAGCUUUGGAUAUUAGUCAUGAGCAGUUUGAGAGGGAACACGAGAUUCUACAACUAUCUGGGAGGUUGGGGGAAAAGAAAGUCCACAGAGAACUUUUGGAGUGCAAGGAUCAUUUCGACGAGAAAAAUGGGGUUGUAGAGAGGCUGAGGAAUCAGUUUGAAGCAUUUUUUAAAUCCAACAAAUCUGAGAAAAGAAAUUGCAACAAGAUCACGACAUACUCUAGUAGAACCCACUCUAGGUCUAACAAGAAUGAAGAAAGAGAAUGCAGUGGAGAAGUAGGUAAUAGUUCUGCAGAAAGUGAUCUUCAUUCCAUAGAAUUGAACAUGGACAAGAAAAGAGGGAGUUUCAGGUGGAUUCAUGCCUCUACUGCUGCUAGGGACAGUUUAUCAACUGAUGAUGAAACGAGAGCAAGGAAGUACAUCUCAGAAACAGUUCAAAACAAAAGCAAUUAUAUUCAGGGGAGCGUAUCAGAUGGAUUUCAACGUGGUAUUCGUGCUGGAAAUACCCCGAGCUCAGUAAAUUUACUACAGCAGAAGAGAUGUUAUAGGCCUGGCAAAAAAUCUCAAACAAAAGGGGACAACUGCGAAUUGCUGAGACAAAAAUCAGUGAAGGACCUUAAGGACAAGAUAUUGUCUAAUUAUAGCUUAGGAUCAGGUGGCGAGUUCAGUAGUCCCAUUCAGGAAUUGACGGAUCCGCUGCAUUCACAAUAUAUUGGUCAUGUAAAACAGAUACCUCGGUUAAAGCAGAGGCUUAGUACAAAGUCGAGGCUGGGGGAAAUCGGAGCAGAACAAAGAAGAAUUAGUAGGCAUUUUGUUGAAUGAUAUUUAAACCUCGAACAUUCAAAUGUACAUGAAAUCAAGACUAAAGGAAUCCUGGAAUGAACCAAGCGUGCUUGCAAGAAUUGAAUAUGUAGGAUUUUCGUUUAAAGUAGCGCUGGCGGUCUUGUCUAUGGUCUAUGGACCCUGUAAAAAAUUAUGCUUGUGUCUAACAGAGCUAUGUUUGUGCUUGAAGUAUAAUCCAGAAUCCAAACUAGUUAUUUACACUUGAUUAUUUGCAGCUGAACUGAUUUUAAGUUGG